AUGGUACUGAAAGCAGCUAUGUUGGCACAUUUCAUUGAAGAUUCACUUAAGUCACCCAGCCCAGGCCAGUCGCUCAGCCUGUUUGGGCGUAAGAGCAGCUCCACAGCAGCUGAUCAUGUUGGGGCCAUCCAUCCACAGCAAUCCACACGAGCAGAAAAAUGGGCAAUUACGCUAUGUCCAGGAACUGUUCUGAUCAUUCUCACUGGUCGCCACAGAGGCAAGCGUGUGGUCUUCCUGAAGCAGCUUGCUAGUGGCCUGUUGCUUGUAACGGGACCCUUGGCUAUCAAUCGUGUCCCUCUGCGCAGGACUCACCAGAAAUUCGUUAUUGCCACAUCUAGCAAGGUUGAUAUCUCUGAGGUGAAACUUCCAAAACAUCUCACCGAUGCCUACGUCAAGAAGAAGAGGCUGCGUAAGCCCAAACAUCAAGAAGGCGAGAUCUUUGACACUGAGAAAGAAAAAUAUGAGAUAACAGACCAACGCAAGGCAGACCAGAAGACAGUGGACUCACAAAUCCUGUCAAGAAUCAAGAAGGUGCCUCAGCUCCGUGGCUACCUGCGUUCUGUAUUUUAUCUCUCCAAUGGAGUUUAUCCUCACAAAUUGGUGUUCUAAAUUUUCUGGAAACACAUUAAAAUUGGGGAAAUACUGAAAAAAAAAAA
This is a messenger RNA of Gopherus flavomarginatus (Mexican gopher tortoise), 656 nucleotides long. RefSeq names its product 60S ribosomal protein L6-like. Gene Ontology annotation, biological process: ribosomal large subunit assembly; cytoplasmic translation. Gene Ontology annotation, molecular function: RNA binding; structural constituent of ribosome. Gene Ontology annotation, cellular component: ribosome; cytosolic large ribosomal subunit. The record is from RefSeq and is a predicted model, not a curated record. Bases 1 to 609 code for a protein of 202 amino acids. The transcript is spliced from 3 exons. Lineage: Eukaryota; Metazoa; Chordata; Testudines; Testudinidae.